AUGCAUCAUUUUGAGGAAGAAUUGACAUGUUCCAUUUGCUAUAGUAUAUUUGAAGACCCGCGUGUUCUGCCUUGUUCCCAUACGUUUUGCAGAAAUUGUCUGGAAGGGGUUAUUCAGCUCUCGAGCAACUUCUCCAUUUGGAGACCGCUGAGAGUCCCACUGAAGUGUCCGAACUGCAGGAGCAUCGUGGAAAUUCCUGCAACUGGUACCGAGUCGUUGCCCAUCAACUUUGCAUUAAAAGCUAUUAUUGAAAAAUACCGGCAGGAGGAUCAGCCUGAAGUUGCGACCUGUAGUGAACAUUAUAGACAACCGCUGAACGUUUACUGUCUUUUGGAUAGAAAAUUAGUGUGUGGCCACUGUCUUACAAUAGGAAAACACAAUGGCCAUCCCAUAGAUGACCUUCAAAGUGCCUAUGUAAAAGAAAAACAAAGUUCUGGAAAAAUUCUCGAGCAGCUAACAGAUAAACACUGGUCUGAUGUAUGUUUGCUGAUUGAAAAGUUGAAAGAUCAGAAAUCCCAGUGUGAAAACGUUAUUCAAGAUGAUAAAAAAGCGGUAUUACAGUAUUUUAAGAAACUUAAUGAUAUUUUGGAGCAUAAAAAACAAGCACUGCUGACUGCGCUAGAGGAAAUUAAUAAGCACAUCUUGGAAGAGUAUGAGCCUCUAAUUGAAAAGUUGAAACAAAUAAGGGAAGAACAGCUUGAAUUAAUGUCACUGAAUACAUCUAUUCAAAAAGAAGAGUCGCCGCUUGUUUUUCUGGAAAAGGUUGACAACUUGCAGCAACGUAUAAAAGCUCUGAAACAAAAGGAGCUGCCGGACGUUAAACCUGUUGAGAUCUAUCCAAGGGUAGGGAACCUGCUGAAGGAUGUGUGGUUUAAAACUGAAAUCGGACAGAUCAACAAGAUCCUUACUCCAAAAAUAAAACUGAUUCCAAAAAGGAAGUUAUGCUGCAAAAGCAGUAAAAAGGAAACAGGAAAAUCUAAAGAAUUAUUUCAGGCUAUAAAUCCUCUAACGGUCAUGCUACUUUUUAUAAUAAUAGCGAUAACUUUGUUUUCACUACACAAACCAGUAGAACACCUAGAAAAUUUAACUCUUCGUUGA
Molecule: messenger RNA, 1098 nt
Organism: Tinamus guttatus (white-throated tinamou)
Lineage: Eukaryota; Metazoa; Chordata; Aves; Tinamiformes; Tinamidae
Source: RefSeq, a predicted model, not a curated record